Molecule: messenger RNA, 1070 nt
Organism: Nerophis lumbriciformis (worm pipefish)
Lineage: Eukaryota; Metazoa; Chordata; Actinopteri; Syngnathiformes; Syngnathidae
Source: RefSeq, a predicted model, not a curated record
AUGAGCCUAUGGUGCCACAGCUCGGUUUUGGUGGGCCCGGAGGGCGGUCGAGAGAGCCUCUUGUCGGCGAGGAAGAGCUGGUCGGAGGAGCGAGGUGAAGAACCGGAAUCAGGCCGAGGUCUGGCGAAGAUUCAUCGAGGUCGCGCCGCAGCCGGAGGCCAGUUUAGCGCCGGAGAGAGAUUCACUAAGGGCUGCCAAGCCAGCAUCCUCUGGAGUAUGGCAAAAUGCCGUCAAAUGGAUUUUUUCUCAGCGUAUUCCCAUGGAUUCCUCCGAGUUGCCGUUUGCGUACCUCGGGUAAAGGUUGCAGAUCCACGUUUCAACGCCGCUCAGACCGUUGAGCUGGCCCAAGAGGCUUCAACGGAUGGGGUCGGUUUGGCUCUUUUCCCCGAAUUGGGCUUGUCGGCCUACAGCAACGAAGAUCUUUUUCACCAGGAAGCUCUCCUCGAGGCGAGUCGGGAGGCGCUCAGGGAGGUCCUAGAGGCCAGUCGAGAUCUUUCUCCUGUGAUCAUCGUCGGUCUCCCGCUUCGAUUCGAGGGCAAGUUGUUCAAUUGUGCGGUCGUGCUCUACCAGGGGAAGAUCUUGGGCGUCGCCCCCAAGAGUUACCUUCCCAACUAUCGGGAAUUCUACGAGCGGCGCCAAUUCGUCCCGGCCGCUCACGCCUUCGAGUCGACAGUGGAGCUCUUGGGAGAGGAGGUUCCCUUUGGUGCGGAUCUGAUCUUCCAGGCCCGAAAAUGGAAUCCCUUCACGUUUCAUGUGGAGAUCUGCGAGGACUUGUGGGUACCGGCUCCUCCUAGCAGCUUUGCUGCCAUGGCUGGUGCAAAGGUGCUCUGCAAUCUGUCUGCUAGCAAUGUCACCAUCGGCAAGGCGGCGUACCGGAACACUCUGGCAGCAGCGCAUUCCGGGCGUUGCGUAGCGGCCUACCUCUACUCUGCUGCCGGCUCCGGCGAAUCGACGACGGACCUUGCUUGGGACGGCCAGGCUCUGGUGUACGAAAACGGAGAGUUGCUAGGGGAAUCUGAGCGCUUCUCCGACCAUCGGCAGCUUGUCAUCACCGAUAUCGAUCUAGAGAG